GAAUACCCUUCGAGUCCUCUUUUACACAUCUAGAUAGAUGCGAUGACAAACAACUCGGAGAUUCAUGCAGGUGGCCGUCGCGCAAAUAUGCGGUUGCUACAUCCCAAGGGACCUUGCAUGUUGGAAAGCAUCGUGCCGAUUUCUAUACAUCUUGGAACUGGGAGGAGAGAAGAUACAAUGCACCGAUCCAGAAUCGAUAUCAAUCCUAUGUCCAAAACGAAACUUGACAAAUUUGUUCUGAUGUACGUAUCAAAAAUCAUCGUUGUCUCAACUCUGGCUUCGGUUCUCGUCCGUCAAAUGCCGGCACUCGUGACGAUGCAGCCCGGGCCACCCCUAGUACUGCGAUUGCAAUCAACAAGAUAUGAAGAUCAGAGGCUGUACCGGCCGCAGCACAGGCAAAUAAAGUGGCUGAUGGAUGGAGAGAUAUUGGAAAUGGAAAUUUAAAUGCAAAAUAUGCUCCAUUACGACAAGGCUCUUCUGUCUCUUCUAUGUACCCACUCUUGACGAGCAGGUAUAUGAACAGUGAGGACCAUUUGCAAUUGUGGAAACCUAGUGUGACAGCAUUCCACGAUAGUCGCCUGCAACCGUGCUAUCUUCA
Molecule: messenger RNA, 598 nt
Organism: Amorphotheca resinae ATCC 22711
Lineage: Eukaryota; Fungi; Ascomycota; Leotiomycetes; Helotiales; Amorphothecaceae
Exons: 3
Coding region: 43-444 (133 amino acids)
Source: RefSeq, a predicted model, not a curated record